AUGCACAGAGAUUCGUUUUGGCAUCUCCACAACUUGAUAUCUGGUGACCCGAUUUUUGUUUCGACCAGCAACCGUCCUCAACGCCCUGUCUAUUACCAACUAGCCACGUUCUUAUGCCGUUUGGGUGCCGAGAGUGGGCUCAAAACUGCGGGCGUGAUGUCAAUUGCAGAGGGUUCAGUAUACAUCUAUUGCUAUCGAGUUUGCCAAGCAAUUCAGAAUAUCCGAAGUGCUCAUCUAGCUUGGCCAGGCGAGCAACGGAGGCAGUUUCUCUCUGCAGAAAUGGCUGGCUGGGGUUUUCCUGGUUGUAUUGGCAUUGCUGACGGCAGUUAUAUUUGUCUCGAAAACAAACCAACAGAGAAUGGGUUUGCAUAUUGGUGCCGCAAAAAGUUUUAUGCAGUA
Molecule: messenger RNA, 399 nt
Organism: Suillus discolor
Lineage: Eukaryota; Fungi; Basidiomycota; Agaricomycetes; Boletales; Suillaceae
Exons: 1
Source: RefSeq, a predicted model, not a curated record